AUGAACGGCGGCUAUAUGGGAGUGGCGAGACAAAACGGUGGAUAUGGAUACUCGUAUCGAUCUUACAUUGAGCGACAAUCAAGACGAUAUCCGGUAAUGAUCUACACAUUGGUUCAAUGCGUUCCGUGUAAUCGAGCGAAACAUCUUCUAGCUACAACAUAUCCCGAUGUACCGUCGCAUUACUUGGAACUCGUCGGUGUCGAAGACUGGCAGCGUCAGCUUCAAGCGGACCUUCAUCAGAUGACUGGACAAGUUACUUUUCCCUACAUUUUUGUAUGUGGUGACUUUAUUGGAGGUGCGUCAAACCUCUUCGAAAUGCACAAAUCAGGUCAACUGCGCCAAGUCCUAAACAAUUGUAUGCCAAGGCAA
Messenger RNA from Mesorhabditis belari, 369 nucleotides. Lineage: Eukaryota; Metazoa; Nematoda; Chromadorea; Rhabditida; Rhabditidae. The record is from the annotation of a GenBank genome assembly.